This is a messenger RNA of Kalmanozyma brasiliensis GHG001, 243 nucleotides long. RefSeq lists its product as uncharacterized. Gene Ontology annotation, biological process: mitochondrial electron transport, ubiquinol to cytochrome c. Lineage: Eukaryota; Fungi; Basidiomycota; Ustilaginomycetes; Ustilaginales. The record is from RefSeq and is a predicted model, not a curated record. Bases 1 to 243 code for a protein of 80 amino acids. The transcript has 3 exons.
AUGCGUCCGACUCCCAUUUCGUACCGCGCCAAGCCGUCGUUCCAGCCGCACGUUGGCCGAUUCACGCCAACCGCAGCCUUCAAGUGGGCACCGACGCUCGCCAUGUGGGGCGGUGCCGGUGCGGGCGCUGUGAUGCUCUUCAUGUCGUCCGUCCCCAUCUUUAAGAAGGACGUUCUCAUCAAGCUCCCUGUCAUCGCGGGCUACUUCGAGGACAAGACGCACCCUGCGGACAACGCUUUCUGA